Melampsora larici-populina 98AG31 is the source of this 1500-nucleotide messenger RNA. RefSeq lists its product as uncharacterized. Gene Ontology annotation, biological process: protein phosphorylation. The record is from RefSeq and is a predicted model, not a curated record. Gene Ontology annotation, molecular function: ATP binding; cyclin-dependent protein serine/threonine kinase activity. Gene Ontology annotation, cellular component: nucleus; cytoplasm. The coding region runs from base 109 to 1182 and encodes 357 amino acids. The transcript is spliced from 8 exons. NCBI's taxonomy places the organism in Eukaryota, Fungi, Basidiomycota, Pucciniomycetes, Pucciniales, Melampsoraceae.
CAUCAUUCCUGGUCUUAACAUCCAUCCUGAUCCUCAUCCUAACACUCACCAAUAUCGAUCAACUUCAAAUCACUUUAUCAUCUAUCAAUUUAUCUCAACCUCAUCAUCAUGAACCCCUCAAGUUACAUUCAAUUAGAAAAGCUCGGUGAAGGUACUUAUGCUACAGUUCACAAGGGUCGCUCUCGGAUCACAAACGAAAUCGUAGCCCUCAAAGAGAUUCAUCUGGAUGCAGAAGAAGGAACACCCUCUACGGCGAUCCGAGAGAUUAGCUUAAUGAAAGAACUCAAACAUCCUAACAUCGUUCGACUCUAUGACGUAAUUCAUACUGAAACUAAGCUUAUGUUGGUGUUUGAGUUUAUGGACCUCGAUCUCAAGAAAUAUAUGGACGCGCACGGUGACCGGGGUGCAUUGGAAAGCCAUGUGGUCAGAAGCUUCAUGUAUCAACUUUUGAAAGGAACUGCAUUUUGUCAUGAGAACAGAGUGUUGCAUCGUGACUUGAAGCCUCAGAAUUUGCUCAUCAACAAGCGCGGUGAAUUGAAAUUGGCCGAUUUCGGAUUAGCAAGAGCAUUUGGAAUUCCAGUCAACACCUUCUCCAACGAAGUUGUCACACUUUGGUAUCGGGCUCCCGAUGUACUUUUAGGGAGUCGGACAUACAGCACCAGUAUAGAUGUCUGGAGUGCAGGUUGCAUCAUGGCUGAAAUGAUCAGCGGUGUUCCCCUUUUCAGGGGUCGAGACAACAACGAUCAGCUCACUCAAAUUCUACGUGUCCUCGGUACCCCUGAUGAUACCACUCUACGAAGGAUCCAAGCAGAAUCACCCGAGAUUCAAUUACGCCCCUUUCCAAGAGUAGCAAGAAUCUCGUUUCAGUCUCUAUAUCCAAAAUGUCAUCCAUUUGCCACUGACCUUCUCGAGCGUCUCUUGAAGUUUGACCCGUCUCAGCGGCUGUCUUGCGAAGAUGCGCUCAACCACCAAUAUUUCCAGUCAGAUGCUCGUAUCGCUGCACAACAAACUACUAAUCAAGCUCAACAAAGACAGCAACAACAAGAUCAACAAGCUCUUGCCCAACAGCAAUACCAACAGGCUCAACAACAACAAUACAUGGAAGCUCAGAUCCAAGCUCAACAAUAUGCGGCCCAAAUGGCUGUUCAGCAGGGUAGUGGUGGUUCUUAUAAUUAUCAGUAACGAUCCUCUAAUCUUUUCUUCUCUGUUCUAUCUUUGAUCGAUUACCUUUUACAUCCUACACCAUGUAUCUUUACGUAAGUCUAGUGAGGAGGUAAGGCAGUUGUACUUCCUUUUCGAGCUUUCUUUACUCUUCAUCUUAAGUUGUUCUAUGAAGAAAUCGUCAAUCUAUAUAUAAACAUGGCAUGGACUUGUAAUGAUUGAGUUUUAAUUUGUAUUAAUUGGUAGCCCUGUAAUUUCUGUGUUUCAAGUCUUGUUCAUCUUUGUGUUAGUUUUUUGGGGAAGGUUUGUAAAGAAUCAAAGUAGAAGUUUGUCAAUUUC